AUGGCAGCUGUCCUCACUUCGGCGCUUUCUGCGGUUGCCGAGCCAGGCGAGUCCCAGGAUGAUGAUGUCAAGGCAUCGCUUUCCGAGAACCUCGUCAAGCUGCCCUUGUUUGAGGCCCUGAAUGCAGCGACGGUGUCCUGGCUUCCCCCCACGUUCCGCGGAGCUGCCGCCGCAGCUUUAGCCUCUGCCUUUGCAUCCCGAAGUCAAGAGGCAUGCUCCUCUUCACUGGAUAGAUCUUUGCUCCUCCAAGAUGUGAUCUAUGGUGCCGCGCGGAACAAGGCUUACGCCCUGGUCGCAGCGAUGAAUCCACUGCGGAGGAGGUCGGGUCUGGGCUGCUUCAUGAACUUCUUGGCAGCGGCUGUCCUGGCCCGCUUAGUCGCGACACCAGGAAAGGAGAUCCUGGAUUAUUGCUUGCCCAGAGAGAAGAAGAAGGCUUCCCAGGAGGUUCGGGCCAAGGCCUGGGGUGCCCUGGCAGCCGGCUUCAGCCUCGCUUGUGGGGCAGCAGCA
This is a messenger RNA of Symbiodinium pilosum, 507 nucleotides long. NCBI's taxonomy places the organism in Eukaryota, Dinophyceae, Suessiales, Symbiodiniaceae. The record is from the annotation of a GenBank genome assembly.